GCUGGAAAUGUGUCGGAAGGCAUUUUCAAAUCGCUCACCUUCACGACAAGUCAGUCCGAGCAGUCAGUUGUGCCACGAUGAGUGAUUCGGAAUCUUCAUAAUUUUCCAUUCGUUUCGCCGAGCCGUCGCUCUUUCGUCCAGUCGAAAAUUUGGCGCGUCCUGCACCAUCGGCAGCUUUCCCAACGCGCCGAGCUAGCUAUCGCAAUGCUGCCAAUGCAGCGAGCCACCGGCCAAGCGGUGCGAAUCGCCGCACGACGCACACCUUUCUGGACUCAGGUCUCAAGUAAACAAUGUCCUUCAAGAUCAAUCGCACCUACGAUACACAGAAGAACGCUCGCUUCCACAAGCCGGCCAGCUCCACGACCUAUCCCUCGAUCCUCUCCAACCUUCGACUUCCGCUCACACCAGAUCAGACCUGCAUCCACGACUCCCUCACCCGCCAAAUCUCCUAAUCGCUUAGUUCGAUAUACAUACAAGGCCUUCGCCACCCUCGGUCUUUUCGUGGCAAUCAGUGGCGGCCUUGUCGUCGCCUUCUUCAUCUACGAUGCAUCCACCUAUUCCGAGCAGCCCGACUGUUUCGACGUCCCGGUGUCCGAAUACGCUUUGACCCCACGAAGAGGAGGACCAAAGAACCUUCCGAUCGUCGAAUACUUUAUUGACGACGAUGACACGCCGGAAAUGAGGGAGCAAAAGCACAAGCCGAAACUUGUGAUUCUAGGGACAGGCUGGGGUAGCGUCGCUCUCAUCAAAGCUUUGAACGCUGGAGAAUACCAUGUCACGGUCGUGUCUCCCAGCAAUCAUUUCGUCUUCACACCUAUGCUGCCCAGCGCUUGUGUUGGUACGCUCGAGUUUAGGAGCUUGGCGGAACCGGUCCGGAAGAUUGUGAAGCGGAUUCGUGGACACUUCUUAAAGGCAUCCGCACACGAUGUUGAUUUUGAAGAGAAGUUGAUCGAGAUGGAGUCUGUUGGCCCCAACGGAGAGAAGGAGAGAUUCUACCUACCCUACGAUAAACUUGUGAUCGGUGUUGGAUCGAUUACAAACCCGCACGGUGUCAAGGGGCUCGAGCAUUGUCAUUUCUUGAAGGAGAUCAGCGACGCGCGAAAAAUCAGAAACCAGAUCGUGGCCAAUUUCGAGCUUGCAAGCCUCCCGACGACGUCGGACGAGGAACGAAGACGCUUGCUCUCAUUCGUCGUUUCAGGGGGUGGCCCGACCGGUGUCGAGUUUGCAGCUGAGCUGUACGACAUGCUGAACGAGGAUCUCUGCAAAUUCUACCCGCGAUUACUUCGAAAUGAGAUAUCCGUGCAUGUGAUUCAAUCGCGUGGUCACAUCCUGAACACGUACGACGAGGCCCUGAGCAAGUAUGCAGAGGAACGUUUGGCACACGACCAAGUGGAUGUCCAGACCAACGCCCGUGUGAAGGAAGUACAAGCCGACCGCAUUCUCUUCACCACAAAGGACGGAAACGGACAGACCGUGACGAAGGAAUUGCCCAUGGGCUUCUGUCUCUGGUCCACUGGUGUGGCGCAGACCGAAUUUGCUCAGACACUCGCGAAGAAAAUCGAGUCCCAAAACAACCAACACGCAUUGGAGACUGAUUCACAUCUGCGACUCGCCGGUGCGCCAUUAGGCGACGUCUAUGCCAUUGGCGAUUGCAGCACAGUCCAGAACAACGUCUCCGACCACAUCAUCACCUUCCUCCGAACACUCGCCUGGGAAAAGGGCAAAGACCCCGAGAAAAUACAAUGUACCUACAGCGAGUGGCGCGACGUGGCGAAGCGUGUCAAGGCCCGUUUCCCACAGGCCGGUGACCACCUCCGACGCCUCGACAAGCUCUUCGAACAGUACGAUCGCGAUAAGAGCGGAACUCUGAAUUUCGAAGAGCUUAACGAGCUCCUCAAGCAAAUCGACAGUAAACUGACCUCCCUCCCGGCGACCGCCCAACGCGCUAACCAACAAGGAGUCUACCUCGGCCGGAAACUCAACAAGCUCGCUCAAGCCGCGCCCGGCUUCGCCCUCAACGACGUCACCGAAGGCGACCUCGACGAAGCCGUCUAUAAGGCCUUCGAGUACAGGCACAUGGGCAGUCUGGCCUACAUCGGCAACGCGGCCAUCUUCGAUUUCGGCGGCGGUCUGAACUUUGGCGGUGGUCUCCUCGCGGUCUAUCUCUGGCGCAGCAUUUAUUUCGCCCAGAGCGUCAGUCUCCGCACGAGGAUGCUGCUCGCGGUGGACUGGAGCAAGCGAGCUUUGUUUGGAAGAGAUUUGAUGAACUUUUGAUCGGUGUCCCCGACAGCUGUGCGCCGCAUUUCUCGCUUCGAGGCGAUUCGAGUUCGAUUUUCUGCGAGCUGAUAGAUAUUGCAUGACCGCUCGUGUGUAAGGCACCUACAACAUCCCCCUUUUGCCUUGGGGGAACAAGUGUAUUCCUAUUAGAUCUCGGCGAAUGGUGGAGUUUUGACAGUUGAUGAUAUAUGAUUUUUCUCAUUCGUGGUUUCUGCUUUCUUUUCUGGUUCUCGACAGACGGGAUCGCUCAUUUACAUUUGUCCUGCAGACCACCGAUCUGACCUCACUCUUUGGGCUUGGAAAGAAAUUUUCCAGCUCAGGCUCGUCGUUGAAAGCACUCUCCUGACUACGUAUAGUGGGUUUAGUCAAGCAAUGCAGGUUCAACGCAGACGUUUCUAUCACGACGGUGCUAUAUACUUCAUAUGUUCUAUUGAAUCCGUCCUCCCUUUGAACUUCGCUAAACCUCUGUAAUUAUCCUCGCUUUCGUUCAA
Messenger RNA from Dissoconium aciculare CBS 342.82, 2768 nucleotides. RefSeq lists its product as uncharacterized. Gene Ontology annotation, molecular function: calcium ion binding; NADH dehydrogenase activity. NCBI's taxonomy places the organism in Eukaryota, Fungi, Ascomycota, Dothideomycetes, Mycosphaerellales, Dissoconiaceae. The coding region runs from base 205 to 2274 and encodes 689 amino acids. The transcript has 2 exons. The record is from RefSeq and is a predicted model, not a curated record.